AUUCCCUGGGUAUCGAGAGCGCUGAUAGUGGUGAGCAAGGACCUCCCCUCGUGCAGGACGGGCCAGGUGCACGCCGCAUUCGGCCGGCAGCCCCGUGCGGAGCAGUAGUGCGGAGCACCAGGACGCACCCGGGACGCACGCGACAGGACACCGACGGGACUAGAGCCAUGGUGCCACCUCUGAUGGCUCGUCCCUGCCUCCUGGUGCUGGCCCUGGGGUUGCUGCUGGCGGCCGCCUCACCGCUGCCGGCGCCACGACGCGACCUCCCCGUCGAGGCCGGCAGCCGCCAGGCCUCGUUCGGCAGGAGCGGCACCGUGGGCAUGGCCGCCCCGGUGCUCCCCCGGACCCGCGGGCCGGCGCGCCGGCAACAGGCCGCCGAGAGGACCGCGCCAGGCCCGGCCACGGCCACGGCCGACCCUGCGGACACCAACCCCUACCGGCUACCGCUGAACCUGCGACCCACCACCUAUAACAUUAUCCUGACCCCCAAGCUGUCGGGAGACUUCACGUUUACCGGCCAGGCACAGAUAUUCUUCAACGCGCUCGAGUCCACGGAUAAGAUCGUCCUGCACGCCAAGGACCUGGACCUGGGCGACGCUUUCGAAAACAUCAACUUGAAUAUCAUGGACGACGAGGGUGAUCCGAUAUCCUUCUGCAACAUCAAGUCGAUGGAGAUCAACAAAACAACGGAGAUCGUCACCCUCGUCGCGGAGAAGACGCUGGAGGCGGGCUCGCGGUUCUCCAUCGAGUUUAUGGCCUUCACGGGCAAACUGAACGAUGACUUGGACGGCUUUUACCGCUCCUCCUACGUAGACAGCGCGACCGGCGAGAAGAGGUGGCUCGCCACCACGCAGUUCGAGCCCACGGGCGCCCGGCGCGCCUUCCCCUGCUGGGACGAGCCCAGCUUCAAGGCGCGCUUCAACAUCAUGAUCAACCGCGACCCCAAGCUCACCGCCCUCUCCAAUAUGCCGCUCACCAAGUCCGGACCCAGUGAGUUCGAGCCGGGCUACGUCAUGGACACGUUCGACACCACCCUGCCCAUGUCGACGUACCUGGUGGCGUUCAUCGUGUCCGACUUCAGCAGCGUGACCAACGCCGAGAAGAACUUCACGACCUGGUCGCGCAAGGACAUCCUGGCCGGCAGCGACCUGAGCCAGGACGUGGGCCCCAAGGCCCUCAAGCUGCUGGCCGAGUUCAACGGCGUGCCCUACUCGCUCACCAAGAUGGACCAGGCCGCCAUCCCGGACUUCGCGGCCGGCGCCAUGGAGAACUGGGGGCUGGUCACGUACAAGGAGUCGUACCUCAUCGAGUCGGCCUCCUCGACCGUGCAGCAGGUGGAGAGGAUCGCCACCGCCAUCUGCCACGAGUUCGGCCACCAGUGGACAGGUGACCUGGUCACCCUGGACUGGUGGGAGCACACGUGGCUCAACGAGGGCUUCGCGUCGUUCUACGAGAACUUCAUCUGCGCCGAGAUCCACCCCGAGUGGAACCUGGAGGACAAGAUGCUGCCCGCCUUCCUGCACGAGGCCAUGGAGAGUGACGUGCGGCCCGACCAGGUCGCCAUGAGCGCGCCCGUCGAACGCAACGACCAGAUCGAGGACCGCUUCGGCGUCAUCUCGUACGAAAAGGGUGGCUCUGUGCUGCGCAUGUUCUACCACGUCAUCACCCCGGAAGUGUUCAAGAAGGGCAUGCAGCGGUAUCUCUCUAUCAACAUGUUCAAGAACACGAAGCCGGAACAUUUCUUCAAGGCAAUGGACUUCGUAAUCCAACAGUCCGGCCUCCAUCAAAUCCCGAAAGGCGUCAGCUUCGGGGACGUCGCCUCGACGUGGACGGAGCAGCCCGGCUUCCCCGUCCUCAACGCCAUCCGCGACUACGCCGCAGGCACGGUGUCCUUCACGCAGCAGCGCUUCCUGUACUCCGCUCCCAGAUCAGACGACGCAAACGACGUGAGCCAGGAGUACUACAUCCCCCUUGUGGUCACCUCCCAGGCCAAGAAGGACUUCAAGAGCGGCGUGCCUGAGGGCUGGUUGGACCCCGGCGUUUCCAGCUCCGAGCUUCCGACGAACGCGGCCGAGAAUCAGUGGGUGAUCGUUAACCCUGAGCAGACCGGCUACUUCCGCGUCAACUACGACGAGCAGAACUGGCGCCUACUGGCCGCGGCGCUGGCCGCGAGCCGGUCCGACUUCCCGCCGGCGACGCGCGCGCAGCUCCUCAACGACGCCACCGCGCUGGCCCACGCCGGCCAGCUGGACUACUCGCUCGCCCUGUCCAUCUUCGAGGCCUUCAAGGGAGAGCGCGACGUCGCCCCCUGGCAGACGGCCAUCGCCGCGUACCAGUACCUGUACUUCAGGCUGGGCACGACUGACGCAUUCGCCGGCCUCCAGAGCAUGCUGCAGCGCAUCACCCAGGACGCGUACGCGGAGGUGGGCUACACGGCGCAGGCCUCAGACCAGCACGAGACGAAGUUCCUCCGCCUCCUCAUGACGAGCUACGCCUGCCACGCGGACAACGCCCACUGCCUCGCCGACGCCGCCGACGCCCUCAAGACCUGGCUCGUGGACCCCGUCAACAGAAAGCUGCAGUCCGACACCAGGGCGACGACCCUCUGCUACGGUGUCCGUGGCUCCGAUAAAGACACCUUCGAGGCCGUGAGGAAGCUGUGGCAGGCGGCCACGCCAGCCGACCGCUCUCAGUAUAUCUCGGCCCUCGGCUGCUCCAAGGACCCCGCGCUUCUCACGAGCCUUCUCUCGGACGCCAUAACCGACAAGUACACCUUUGACGAUGGCGUAGACAUCUUUAACAACCUCUUCAACCGCCUCGAGAAUCACAAGGUGUUCGUGGACUUCAUGAAGGCCAACGCGGAUGCGGUUGCCAAGAAGUUUAAUAACGACUUUGACGUGCAAGUCAUUAGUGAACUGAUCAAGGACAUCAGGUCAAGGGAGGAGAUUUGCGAGUACCGCGUGUGGGUCGAGGCGAAGUACAUGAAUGACGUCGCCAAGUGGAGGACAUUAAACGCGGCCUUCGAUGCGGCCGAGAGAGAACUAAACUCCUGGUACGACAAGUUCUACCCCACCGUGUCCGCUUGGCUUGCAACCGAUACCCCCACCGACUCCACCUCCUCCACCCCCGUAAACCCCACUAACCCCACCAGCCCCAACUCCACCCC
This is a messenger RNA of Frankliniella occidentalis (western flower thrips), 3166 nucleotides long. Its product is annotated as aminopeptidase N-like. NCBI's taxonomy places the organism in Eukaryota, Metazoa, Arthropoda, Insecta, Thysanoptera, Thripidae. Gene Ontology annotation, cellular component: cytoplasm. The record is from RefSeq and is a predicted model, not a curated record. Gene Ontology annotation, biological process: proteolysis; peptide catabolic process. Gene Ontology annotation, molecular function: zinc ion binding; peptide binding; metalloaminopeptidase activity.